Actinia tenebrosa (Australian red waratah sea anemone) is the source of this 1542-nucleotide messenger RNA. Its product is annotated as follicle-stimulating hormone receptor-like. Gene Ontology annotation, biological process: adenylate cyclase-activating G protein-coupled receptor signaling pathway; hormone-mediated signaling pathway; activation of adenylate cyclase activity. Lineage: Eukaryota; Metazoa; Cnidaria; Anthozoa; Actiniaria; Actiniidae. Gene Ontology annotation, cellular component: plasma membrane. Gene Ontology annotation, molecular function: G protein-coupled peptide receptor activity. The record is from RefSeq and is a predicted model, not a curated record.
AUGCAUGUCUGUGAGAUGAAGAGUCUAAUGGCUGGCAAAAAUAACGUUACGCAUUUAUACCUGACGCACAAUAGCUUGCAAGAACUGCCAGAUGGUUCUCUAGUUGGCUAUCCGCAUCUUAUAUAUCUAUCCCUGGCGUACAACAAUAUUAGUACUUUGACGUACAAAGCAUUUGAAGGCCUCAAAAACUUAACAACUUUAUGUCUAUCUCACAAUCCUCUUCGUUCAAUAAAAGGGAACCUAUCAGGCCUACUCUCCUCGCUGUCAGUGCUGUACGUUACAGGGGUCGAGUACUGGGUACUAGAUAAACCGCUUCUUGAACUGCCUAAGCUGAAACACGUCACCAACGUAAUCCUGCCAUCGUAUAAGUCGGAAGGAUACUGUGGUUAUUGUUCAUUUAAUCGAAGUAACUUAACGUGGACCCCACUGGCACCUUUUGUUGACAAAUCUGGGUGUUACCUACGAAGACAUAGCGUGAACAUGCUAUCAUCCGUAGCACAGCUACUCAACGGUAGCUAUUUCCAUAUUCAAUGCAACAACCGUAAUAUUUUCAAAUGUAAGCAUAAUAAGAUAAAUUUCUAUACWUACUAUAUUGAGAAUAGCUGUUGGAAAGAAAUGCUCAUUGUAAUCAAAUGUCAGAGUGCUGUAGGCUGUUUCGUAGCGCUUCUCAAUCUCUUAGUAUUUUGGAAUAUCAUGACGUCUAAAUAUCUACGUAAGAAUGUCUCCAUGUUGUUCGUAGGUAAUAUGGCCUUGAGUGACCUGCUUAUAGGCGUCUAUGUUCUGCGUAUUGGAGUGUAUUUAAGCGGUACAACAUACUCCUACUUCGACUACGAGUCACGGCAUGAUUGUCAAUUGAUUGGUUUUCUGUGGAUGUUAGGACAAGCAGGGAGUGUUAUCACUUCAUUCUUGUUAACUCUAGAAAGGUAUCUCGUUAUUGUCUACAGUCUUAAUCCUAACAUUCGAAUCACUCGUCGUAUGGCAAUGAUUUUGAUCUUCGUUUGUUGGCUGUUGUCUGCCUUCUUCACUUGCUGGUGUUUUUACUAUGAAUUGUAUCAAUACUCGUAUUUGUGUAUUCCAAUUCGUUUAAGUAUUGAUAAGAAAGAAAAGAUUUUUGUGUUCACGUUAACAAUAGGUUCUAUAGGAAUAUUCUUGUGCUUGAUAUCUUUCAUUUUUUACAUUCAUAUCUUUGUUACCGUCAGGCGCGCGGCUCAAAGAGCAGGUGUCAAGCGAGAAUCAAAACUUGCUAAAAGAGUUGCUAUUCUGGUUGGAAGCAAUAUCAUCUUUUAUAUCGCUCCGGUUCUUUUCUCUGGUAUUACUUUCCUUUCAAGUUCCAGUAGCAAGAAUAUGAGUGCUUUGCAACAAAUCGCUACAGAAAUUGUUAGUCUUUUCUGCUUGUGCGUGAAUUCAUUUCUCAAUCCAGUUAUACAUGCCUUUCGAACAGAUCUUUUCAAGACGGUCUUGAAGGAAAGAUUUUCUGUGGCUCUACUGACGUUUCGUAGUGGAUUUGUAAUGAGGCCAGUUAACCAACCAACCAACCAACCA